CAGCGCGCAUCUCUUCCACUUUGACCUCACAGUUAAUUUGCUGCGUGAUAAUCACGCAAAGCCUUUAGUGAGUUUUUUUCUCUUUUUUAAACACACACACACACACACACACACACACACACACACACACACACAGUUUUAAAAGAAAGAAAGAAAGAAAGAAAGAAAGAAAGAAAGAAAGAAAGAAAGAAAGAGCUAAAACAUAAACCUAAAACAAUGGACCUGGGGGAGUUCGCGUGAGUGUGAGCAUCGUGAUUAUGCGCGCUUUUCUUUCUCUCCCUUUUUUAUUUGUCUCAGUGUGAGUCUCUCCCUGUACCCUCCCCCUGGCUCAAUUAUAUUAUUCCCCUACAUUUGGAAGCCAGCUUCAGGAGCUGACGCUUUGAUGUUAUCUGCAAGCGUUUGUGCAGAUCUUAUUUCUGCCCCCUGAAUAUUAAUUCCUGAAGCUGGUGGCGAUAACCUCUUCAGUGCUGGUCCCUGCGAGAGGCAGGUGGGGGGAGCCACCCUCAAAUCAUAAGCAUAAUAAUAAUACAAAGGGGAGGGAUUCUUCUGCGAGCAGGAGACAAGAAGCAAGAGGGAGAAAAAAAGCGAUGAGUUCGCCAAAUAUAUGGAGCACAGGCAGCUCAGUCUACUGGACUCCUGUAUUUUCACAGAAAAUGACCGUGUGGAUUCUGCUCCUGCUGUCUCUCUACCCAGGCUUCACUAGCCAAAAGUCUGAUGAUGACUAUGAAGAUUAUGCUUCUAACAAAACAUGGGUCUUGACUCCAAAAGUUCCUGAGGGUGAUGUCACUGUCAUCUUAAACAACUUGCUGGAAGGAUAUGACAAUAAGCUUCGACCUGAUAUAGGAGUAAAACCAACAUUAAUUCACACAGACAUGUAUGUGAAUAGCAUUGGUCCUGUGAAUGCUAUCAAUAUGGAAUAUACAAUUGAUAUAUUUUUUGCCCAAACAUGGUAUGACAGACGCUUGAAAUUUAACAGCACCAUUAAAGUCCUGCGACUAAAUAGCAAUAUGGUUGGGAAAAUCUGGAUUCCGGACACUUUUUUCAGGAACUCCAAAAAGGCAGAUGCCCAUUGGAUAACCACUCCCAACAGGAUGCUGAGGAUUUGGAAUGAUGGCAGAGUGCUCUACACGCUAAGGUUGACAAUUGAUGCUGAGUGCCAAUUACAGUUGCACAACUUCCCAAUGGAUGAACACUCCUGCCCACUAGAGUUCUCCAGCUAUGGCUACCCGCGUGAAGAAAUUGUCUACCAAUGGAAGCGUAGUUCUGUUGAAGUGGGUGACACGAGAUCUUGGAGGCUCUACCAAUUCUCAUUUGUUGGACUCAGAAACACCACUGAAGUGGUCAAGACGACUUCUGGGGACUAUGUGGUCAUGUCAGUAUACUUUGACCUGAGUAGAAGAAUGGGCUACUUUACCAUCCAAACCUACAUUCCCUGCACGCUGAUUGUGGUCCUGUCUUGGGUGUCUUUCUGGAUCAAUAAGGAUGCUGUUCCAGCCAGAACGUCUUUAGGUAUCACCACUGUCCUAACAAUGACCACCCUCAGUACCAUUGCCCGGAAAUCUCUCCCCAAGGUCUCCUAUGUCACAGCAAUGGAUCUUUUUGUAUCUGUUUGCUUCAUCUUCGUCUUUUCUGCUCUGGUGGAGUAUGGGACCCUGCACUAUUUUGUCAGCAAUCGGAAACCCAGCAAGGACAAAGACAAAAAGAAGAAAAACCCUCUUCUUCGGAUGUUUUCCUUCAAGGCCCCUACCAUUGAUAUCCGUCCAAGAUCAGCAACCAUUCAAAUGAACAAUGCUACACACCUUCAAGAGAGGGAUGAGGAAUAUGGCUAUGAAUGUCUGGAUGGCAAGGACUGUGCCAGUUUCUUCUGCUGCUUUGAAGACUGCCGGACAGGAGCUUGGAGACAUGGGAGGAUACACAUCCGCAUUGCCAAAAUGGACUCGUAUGCGCGGAUCUUCUUCCCCACCGCCUUCUGCUUGUUCAAUCUGGUUUACUGGGUCUCCUAUCUUUACCUGUGAAGAGAUAUGGGUUUUAUUGAUGUGAGUCUUCUUCUCUGAAUCUCAUGGAAAGAAAGUGUGCUUUCUAAGUCCAUUAAAGAUCCCCUAUGUAGUCAAUAAUGAUCUGAGUUUGUUUUUAUGUCAUAACAUCAUAAGUUGUAUAAUGUAUUGUUUGUGCUCAACUCUCCUUUAAUUAGUGUAAUCUGAACUUCAGUGUGUGCUGUGUCUCGAACCUACAAGGCAAAGUAGAAUGAGGGCAAGAACAUUGAAACCAAGCAAGUUAUUUUACAGGUAUAGCAAUUGAUAUAAUGAAAGCUCUAGCUAUUUGUGUAGUAGUGCUAUUGUUACCUGAUUCAUAAUGCAAUUAGAUGCAGACAUCCAAUACUAUAUUAUUUGUUCACUUGGGGUCAAGUUGUGAUAAAGUUGAACAUAAUAGAAUACAUCCAUCAUUCAAGAAAAAUCACAACUCAGUUUAAAUAUAAAAUAGUAUAGAAAUCUAUUAUGCCUUUCUCCCAAGUUAGGAAGAAAAUUUCCUUCACAUCACAUGUACAAUGAUGUAAAUAUUUCAGUAACACAGAAUGCUUCAAGUUUAAUGCAUGCCUCUCCUUAGAACCAAAAUAAAUGGAUUGAAGUUAUUAUAAUGUACUGUCUUUUAUUUUGUGUCUUUGGGUUUUAAAAUAAUUAUAAAUGUAACUACAAAGAUUUGGGUUUUGAACUGGAGGGAGGAAUUUUCAAUGCCUUUUCCCUCAUGCAUGAAGAUUCGGGUUUUUUUUUUUUUUUCUAUGUUUGACAUUUUACAACUUUAAGUAAAAUAUAGGCUAAAUAAUCAACACUUGCCAACUCUAAAUAAGCCCAGUUUCCUAAGUGGAGUAUCAAAUAAUGGUAUGUGCUUGCUGCUAUUUUUUCUUCCUUUUAGGAUGAUAGAUCUUAACAGAACUUAUUUUCCAUCUCAAGAUAUGCUUUUAGUGACUGUGAGUGCCUUGUGGGCAGAAUCUCUGUCAUUUUUCUUAGGGUUCUCAGCACCUUGCACAGUGCCUAGCACACAGUACUCAGUAAGUAGAGUUUGAGUUGAGUUGCUCUUAUAAGCUUCUAGUGAACCUCUCUGUGCUUGCCUUGGAAAGAGGGAUCCACCCAUUUACAGUGGCAUUAGUGAGUGAUGUUUGAUCAUAUAGAAACAACCAGCGGAUCCAAUGAACUGUGGCUAUUUUUUCAUCUUGAAAAAAAUGUUUUAGGCAAAAUCUGUAUUUCUUUUAAAAUAAUAUCUCUGUCCUAUAUUUGUGUACAGAAAUGACUACUGGGGCAUAGAGUUUAUUAUUUUUCCAGGUCGGGUAUGAGUCAGUUCUGACCCUUCCAAAAUUCUGGUUGUGAAUUUAUGACGGGCGCAAGCAAGAUUCAUGCCUGGCUAGUGUUUAGAAUGAAGUAUUCUGUACUUUGAGAAAAUGUACUAAGGACUAAUUCAAAAAUUGAAAGAACAAAUGAAUGGCUUACAUGGAGGCCACUAAGCCUAGGAUAGUGACCUCACUAGACUGUACUGUAAUCAAAUGAAGUGAUUGCCAUAGACUUGAAAUGUGAUGAGUUCAGCCCAAUUUUCAUGUACUAAUCCUGAAUCCUUAUUUUUCUAAAACAGAGUCUUUUGUCAGAUAUUCUUUAUGGCAAUCAUUUCUAUGAGUCAGAACUUAACCAUAGGUAGCAUAACUUUCUAGAUAAUACAAAAAGAAUAGAAAAGAAAGAGUGGCUUUGUUGAUAUAAAACCAUGUAAAGUCAUCAUCAAGUCAUCUGGUUGAAUCUUGAAAUACAUUUAGCUGCCAAUUUUACAAACUUUUAAUGUAUCAGUGCUGUAGUAUUUAACCUCAAAUGUACAUAGAAUGAAUUAUUUUCUUGUUCUAAAUUGUCAAAAUAUUAUGUGUUGACUUUUUGGGAGAGUUGUUGACAAAUUUGACAAAUUGUUGACAAAUGAGAAACUGUUGUUACUGUCAACUUGAAAUGUGUUCUGUAAUGAAGACACUAAAAAAAGCUAGCUUUCCAAUGUGUGCAUAGUAUUGGCAACAUGAUAUCUAUUAUAUAUUCUAAUCCUUAAUUAUCAGCUGCUCCUUGUCUAUGUAUUUGAAAAACAUUUCAGAAAGGAAACUGCCUAAUGUGAACUUUUACAAUAAAAAUUCUACAUUCUCACCCCA
Messenger RNA from Cavia porcellus (domestic guinea pig), 4168 nucleotides. RefSeq names its product gamma-aminobutyric acid type A receptor subunit gamma2 (gene Gabrg2). The record is from RefSeq and is a predicted model, not a curated record. NCBI's taxonomy places the organism in Eukaryota, Metazoa, Chordata, Mammalia, Rodentia, Caviidae. Gene Ontology annotation, molecular function: benzodiazepine receptor activity; GABA-gated chloride ion channel activity; GABA-A receptor activity. Gene Ontology annotation, biological process: regulation of postsynaptic membrane potential; signal transduction; gamma-aminobutyric acid signaling pathway. Bases 588 to 2015 code for a protein of 475 amino acids. The transcript has 10 exons. Gene Ontology annotation, cellular component: synapse; plasma membrane; GABA-A receptor complex.